AUGAACGUUCAAACAAGCGCUUUCCUUUACAUCAAGAAAAUGCUUGAUACACUACCUGGUGUCAAAGCCCUUCUACUUGAUCAGGAUACAUUCAGUUAUAUCAGUAUUGCAAUGACAAAAACAGAAUUACUCGAAAAUGAAGUAGUUUUAUUCGAAAAUCUCAAUGCACGUGUUGGAAAACCAGAAGAACCAAGCUUAGCAUCAAUUAAUUGUAUUAUUUUCGUACGUCCAACUUCAGAAAAUGUAGAAAUGAUUUCUCGUGAGUUAGACAAUCCUCACUUCCAAAAAUACAACAUAUUCUUCACAAACACAUCAGCUGAAGCACAUAUUCGUCAACUUGCCGCUCAUGAUUCCCAUACAUCUGUUGAUGCAGUCAGAGAGGUAUUCUUUGACUUCUAUCCACUCAAUGCAAAACUUUUCUCAUUGAACAUCCCCGAUAUUUCUACUCUUCGCGCCGGAAAUUCCUUUACAGAAAUCGCAGGGCGUGUUCCUGAAGGACUCUUCGCAUUCCUUUGCUCUCAGCGUGUUAAGCCACACAUCAGAUUUGAUUCCAGCUCCAACGCAUGCCAAUCCGUUGCAAGAUCUGUUUCAUCAUUGAUCGAUGAUUCACGUGAUCUCUUUGCUACAGCACAGGAAGGUGCCACUGUCCUUAUACUUGAUCGUCGCUCCGAUCCAAUCGCACCUCUUCUUCAUCUUUGGUACUAUUCUUCAGCAUUACACGAUUUAUUCGGAAUUGACAAGAAUGUUGUCGAUGUCAAUGGGACACAAUAUGUUCUAAAUGAGCGUACGGACCCAGAGAGUGCAUCAUACUAUACAAUGUACCUUGGAGAUUUGGCUCCAAAAUUAGAUGAAAGAGUUAAGCGAAUCCAAGCAGUUCUAAGGGACAUACAACGUCAAAGUGAAGACAUAAAUGACAUGCACGGCAAGAUGAGCGCUGUUUCUAAAGGCCAAACCGAAAAAGUUUACGCAAAUUCACAUUUGGACUUGUUUAAUGCUCUCCAUACUAAGAUUACACAAUCCAAUUUGAUGGAAGUGUCCGGUCUCGAGCAAAUUGUCGCUACUUACGAUUCUCCUUCAGAUCAAUGCCAACAAAUCAUCGAAAUCAUCAACAACCCAAGCGCAAAGCCUUUGGAUGCAUUAAGACUCGUUUUAAUCUUCGCUUUACAUUACGAAAAAUCAAAUUCUGCAAAUUUGAUUAAUAAAAUGCUCGAAACACUCGAAGCGAAGUCAGUUUGGCAUAACAACGAGAUGAAGUACGUCGAUGGCAUCAUAAGAGUCAUGGGAGAUAACCAGAGAGGACACGAAGAUUUAUUCCAAAAUAGAACUGGCUUCACAAAGUUCGCUAGAGGUAUCAAAUCAAUUGUACAGGUAGAGAAAAGCGCGUACGAGAUGUACAAGUGCUUACUUUCCAGGAUUUUACAAAGAAUGAGAGAUGGAAAACUUUCUGAACAGGAUUACCCAUAUGCAACUAAGUCACAGCCAACUAAAACAGGAAGAAUAAUUGUUUUCUACGUCGGAGGUGCAACUUAUGAAGAAAUGAGAGUUGCUUCCGAAAUUUCAAGACCUGGAUUCGAUGUAAUCGUUGGAGGAACAACUGUUCAUUCCGCAGAGUCGUUCCUUAAAUACGAAGUCGCUCCUUAUUGCUAA
This is a messenger RNA of Trichomonas vaginalis G3, 1647 nucleotides long. Its product is annotated as vesicle docking involved in exocytosis. The transcript has a single exon. Gene Ontology annotation, biological process: vesicle-mediated transport; intracellular protein transport. The record is from RefSeq and is a predicted model, not a curated record. NCBI's taxonomy places the organism in Eukaryota, Parabasalia, Trichomonadida, Trichomonadidae. Gene Ontology annotation, cellular component: Golgi membrane. The coding region runs from base 1 to 1647 and encodes 548 amino acids.